Messenger RNA from Scophthalmus maximus (turbot), 4740 nucleotides. RefSeq names its product UDP-Gal:betaGlcNAc beta 1,4- galactosyltransferase, polypeptide 4 (gene b4galt4). Lineage: Eukaryota; Metazoa; Chordata; Actinopteri; Pleuronectiformes; Scophthalmidae. The transcript has 6 exons. Bases 1515 to 2555 code for a protein of 346 amino acids. Gene Ontology annotation, biological process: carbohydrate metabolic process. Gene Ontology annotation, molecular function: glycosyltransferase activity. The record is from RefSeq and is a predicted model, not a curated record.
GAACCACAGCUCUCUGUCAGGGAAAGGCAGUAAAGUCGUAGCACGUUCUUUUUUUGUGCGGUGUGCGACUGCUACAGCUAAUGUUGAACUUGUGCGGCGCUUCUCGGUGACUGAACAGCGCCACCUCCGCAAUUUGCCCGCUAGCAGCAACACGCAGCUAGGUUCUGUCUGCGAGUCCACCGGGGCACGUGCACACUCACUUCACGGAUACAAAAAACAAACAAACAAAGAAUUCGACAGGACACACUGGAGAGGGAGCAGGAGAAGGAGGAGCUGCCGAUGUGAGAAGGUAGUGUCCUGCGUGGAGUCUUUUCACGAACAGCUGUUAUCGUGGUGGCGCUCAGAGCUAGCCAGCGUUAGCAUGCCACUGUCCCCAAAACGAACAUCCACACUCAGGUUGAUGGAGACGUCGCGAGGGGGGCGGAAGAGCCUUAAACAUGUCAAAGCUUUGUUGUGCAUGGUUUUAAAUGUGUCCUCUAGACAUGUUGACACGACACAACAGGGGACUCGUGUUGUGUUUGCUUGUUGUUGGUUGCUCAAGUUAGAUCAGCUGAUGCCAUAUGCAAGGGGGGUUGACCUGCUUCUUUAGUUUUGGGAAGUCAUUCGUACCUGUGGCUCAUGGUCACAACCGAGUUGGGCAGAUAUUUACCAUCGUGCUACAACGAGUGGUUCGAAUAACUAAUCGAUUCCCAGGAAGUCAGCCAACUUUCAUUAACAAUCUUUACUUUGGAAAAUUGUUAUAGACAUUUUUUGUUAUUGUUUCCUCUCUAUUCAGGCACUUUAGUGGGCGAUGCUUGAUUAGAAGAUUCGAUCACAGCAGAGAAUACGUGACCUUUUCGACCCUGCUUGAUAAGCUGAUAACAGCUGUCACAUGAGAAUAGCUCAGUUACACUGUGGACAAUGGGAUCUGAAACUUUUUCAAGUGGCACAGAAACCGCAGGUGUACAGUUGCUGAGUGUAAUAUUACCUUUCAGGAAGCCUUUUCACUAGUUUGUAAGGGAAUAAAUUAAAGAGGAAUGGGGAACUUGACCUGAAGACAUUUAUCCGGUACCUUUUUGUUUGUUUAUUAUUGUUGUAUGAAAAGUAAUGGGUAGUAACGGAUACCUCUUUUAAACUCUAACCCGUUCCUGACCUGUUUUAGCGCAAGAAGACAUGUAAGUAUCACAUGAUGAUGUUUAUAUAUCAAUUCUCGUUUGUAACAUGUUUUCUCUCUAAAUAAAUUUGCAGAUCUUGGAGAACUAAAUUUUUUGGGCCUCGUCUCCUCAAACUGGACGUUCAGGGUCCGGCGAUGGAUUUUCACUGAUAAGUUUUUUGUUGCUUCGCGGUGAUCACGUCAUUGAUUGACGGUCCAGACCUGCAGCAUGUGUCAUCGCCAUGGGAUGACUGGUCACUGAGUCUGUGGCUGCCAUUAUUUUUGCUGAAAUGUCAUACGUGGAUCAGAUAUCUUAACCUACAAGACAGCCGCUUCUACAGUUGCCACUUUAACUGUCCAAAAUUAGCAAAGUCAAACAGCCAUGGGCUUCUGUUCGCCGGUGUGCAAGGUUUUGCGCAGGGGGAAGUAUUUUGUUCUGCUUUUUCUCUCGCUCUCAGUGCUGGCAUGGAUCGCCGCUUUUUCAGGCGAAACAGUGAAAUCCUUCCAGGUUUCCUCCACCACGACAGAAACUCUCGUCAAAGGAGACGGUCUAAGGGACAAACUCAGCCCUUGGACGGCGGCGCCUGAUCACUUGAACACUCCGACACCAAAAGGCGAAUGCCCUCCGGAGUCUCCGCUGCUGCAGGGAGCUGUGAAGCUGUCUUUCGAGCCCUCUCUGAAACUGAAGGAUGUGGAGAGUGAAAACAAAGAAGUGGCUAAGGGCAAGUAUGAGCCCACCGACUGUACAGCGAGGCAGAGCGUGGCGAUCCUCAUCCCCCAUCGCAGCCGAGAACGACACCUCCUAUACCUCCUGCACCAUCUGCAUCCCUUUCUGCAGAGGCAGCAACUACAUUACACCAUCUAUAUCAUCCAGCAGGCCGGUGUUGCAACCUUUAACCGUGCCAAGUUAUUGAAUGUUGGGUAUUUGGAGGCACUGAAAGACUAUAAUUGGGACUGUUUCAUCUUCCACGAUGUGGACCUGGUUCCUGAAAAUGAUCACAAUUUCUACGUCUGUGACAAGCAGCCCAAACACUUGGUGGUUGGUCGGAAUGCUACAGGAUACAAGCUUCGUUACAAAGGCUACUUUGGAGGAGUCACAGCGAUGACCAGAGAGCAGUUUCUUCAAGUGAAUGGAUUCUCAAACACUUACUGGGGUUGGGGAGGGGAGGACGAUGACCUUCGCAUCAGGGUCGAGCUGCAGAAAAUGACUAUUGUGAGGCCGCCCACGGAUGUAGCUCGGUACACCAUGGUGUUUCACAAACGGGACAGUGGCAAUGAAAUAAACAAGGACAGGAUGAGGUUGUUGGGACGAACGCCGAAGGUUUGGAGAAAGGACGGACUCAACAGCUGCUCAUAUAAGACUUUGUCAGUAGAAAGGCUGCCUCUUUAUGUGAAUGUCACUGUGGACAUUGGUAAGCCAUAGAGAUGAGAUUUCCAACUGGAAGCCCUACUGUGACCAAAAAGAAUAUCUUACGAUAUAUUUCAUACAGCAUGCCAGGCGUCCUGAGUGCAGGAAAAACUACUACAUAGGAAAAACACAGUGAGCACACAAAAUGCACAUUGUCUCUAUUGGUUUGCGUAUUAAAAUAGUGACGACCACAUUAGCUGGUACUUUGUAAAAUGUUGCACAUCAUGCUGCUUCCAUUCCUUCAUAUUAUUUACCUUUCUUUACUCCAUCAUUUAUCCUGCAGAAAAUAAAUGAACGGAAUUUUUCUUUUGAAGCAAUACACAAACAAAUUGGCCAUAAAUACUCCUGGUGUUUAGAAUACAUCGCUGUAGCAAAAUCCAAUUCAUUUACACAUAAUGCCUUAUUUUAAGAUCUUUAUUAUUAUUUGCCUGUGUGACAUAUUUCAGCGUAAAACAAGCUGAUAGUUGAUGACACAAUGUGUAUUUUGUGUACUUUCAUUGAUCUCCAGAAGUUCCCACAGACACAGGUGUUGCCACUUAUUUUGCCUGAGCAGAGGAUUUAUAAGACGGACCAAAGAACACCAGUGGAGGUGUGUAGAUGUUCAUGUUUAGGUUUAGUUCACAGCUACUUGGAGGCUUUGAGGUUUGAGUUUUGAUGAGUGGCUCAGCAGAGAUGUUUUAUUGAAACUGACAUGUUCAUGACAAACCAUGGACAAUGUGUAAUAUGUUGAUGAAUGUGAAGUGAACACUGAAUGAUUUCAAAAGAAUAAUGUGUGUUCUGACCGCUCGAUGGCAGAAAGAGCAACUAACAGUUACAGAGCAAUAGUCUUGUUAUAAAACCCCCCAAAAAAAUCAUCCUUUUUUUUUGGUCAAUGAAAAUCAUAUUGAAAUUUUUAUCUUAAUUAGGUUUUGAAUAUUUUUUCUAUAUAUAUAUUGACAAGAGUAAUUUUUUCACAUUCACAGCAGGAAUCACACAGGACACAGACUUUAAAACGGUCUCACAUUCAUGUUGUCUAUUACACAAAUGUCAAAAUGUCUGCCAGAAGGUCGGAAUUAUAUAUGGUAUGCUCUCAAACCUCUGUCUACAAUAAACCUAAAUAAUUAUUAGUUUUUCCAGCAUUUUUAACUAAAACAGUUAGCACCUGGGCUGCUUUACUGAACUUGGGAUUUUUGAGCAUCUUUGGAUAAACAAUGCUUUGUGAGCCAUAAUGAUAAGGAGUUUUAUUAUACUUCAUGUCUUAUUACGUAUUUUGCCUUAUAUGCUUUAUUUUAAGCAGAAAUCAAUGGGUUGUGGGUUUGUAUUUAUUAGAUGAACAGUUUAAAAAAACAUUAUAAUUCUAAACCUUUUGAGACCAAUAGAUUUUGUUACUAUUAUCAUAUGUCAAGACAUUUCAGUCCAGGACAAUCCGCACACUUAUGCUUUGAUCAUUGCAUGCUGUGUCUGACACACCAAAUUUGUUAUUCAACUUCACGUGUGUUUAAGGUACCGUGGUAUGUUACAGCUGCAAUGUGUUCUGUCUUUAUUUAUCUGACCAGCAAAUCCUGCUUCUUUCAAGGCUGAGCAAUAUUACUAACAUGGUUACAGUUUACUUGAGUUGCCUGUUAUAUUUUCAUAUUCAUAACUUUUAAAGGAGAGCUUUAUAACAAGUACAGUUAGCUCUAAUGUGUGUGCAAUGCUGAAGCCAUUGUGAAGCUCACACAUGUACAUUUGAAAUACCAGAAAAAAAAAAGAUGUCUACAGUGUUUGUGGCCAGACGGUAUGUUCAUUUCAAGCUUCCUCUCCUGAAGGAAUAUUUUUCUGUUUUCUACUUGGUCAGAACUUUUGUAUGUGAAAAUAUUGUAAGUGCACAAGUUAAACUACAACUUCUUUUGUAAAAUUAUCAUGUUUGUGGUAGUGUUGUAGCACCAAACAUUUCACCGACUCACUUUUUAAAUGUUUUUUUCCUCCACUUUUUAAAAUAAUUUAUAAGAAUAAUUGUAUGAAAUUCAAAGGGAUGCCACAUUAACCUUGAGAAUGUCAUUUGAUGGAUUAUUUUUGAAUGUUUGAAUGCUGAUAUUUGUUUGUUGAUUUUGGAUGAUGUGCCAUGAUUAUUUUAUGCUGAACGUUGAUCCUGACAGAGGAGGAGAUUAUGCAUUACACUUCCAAUGGGAUUAUUUUCUCUUUAGAACAUAUUUAAUAAAUAGCCUAGUAUUUUUUCUUA